Etheostoma cragini (Arkansas darter) is the source of this 2191-nucleotide messenger RNA. Its product is annotated as Glyco_hydro_56 domain-containing protein. The transcript is spliced from 8 exons. NCBI's taxonomy places the organism in Eukaryota, Metazoa, Chordata, Actinopteri, Perciformes, Percidae. The coding region runs from base 383 to 2071 and encodes 562 amino acids. Gene Ontology annotation, biological process: hyaluronan catabolic process; carbohydrate metabolic process. Gene Ontology annotation, molecular function: hyalurononglucosaminidase activity. The record is from RefSeq and is a predicted model, not a curated record.
UGGUAGCGGUAGAGCAGAGGAUUAUGGGAUUACAAACAGUGACGAUGGUCAUGUGAGUUGCCGUGGUGGACACUGACCCUGCUUACCUUCUCUCAGUAAGGAAGCUUAGCCUGGCUGUGAAGAUGUCUGACUUCUUUUUGCCGAAUGUUAUACAUGUACAGCUUAUCCAUGCCCUCACUGAUCCAACAGGAUUCUUUAUUUUUUCUAUCUGGAAAAGUAACAAAUAAAACCGAAGAAAGAGGAAUAAAAUUUUGCGGUGUCAGGAGACGAAACUCAGAUUAUGUCCAGACUGUGAGGAGUAAAUGCAGGAACAACCCUGGCCUUGGAACAUGAUUGGCUGUGAGGGCCUGAAGGGGUGACAGCCUCAAAGGUGGCCGCUCCAAUGGCGUGGGCCGAGCCACGGUCGAGUCCAGACCCAAAGCCAGAACUGAAACCAAAACCUUACACUCUCAGGACUCACACUUUUUCAUCAGACAUCCUUCAAGUCCAGCAUCCAGUUUUACUGCCCUUCUUUCUCCUGCUUGCUGCAUUUGCUGACCUAGGUAUUGCUGGUCCACAACAGCCAGCUUGCCCCCCUCUCCUGUCUGGACAGCCUUUUAUAAUCUUCUGGGGCAUCCCUGACUCUUCCUGCUCCGGUCGGCCAGAUCCAAGAUCUUUUGGGAUGGAACGGGAGGGCCGUGUGGCCGUCUUUUACGAGGACACACUGGGGAACUACCCUUAUUUUAUAGACAAGGACACACCGGUCAACGGUGGGCUACCACAGCACACGCGGCUGGACAACCACCUCCAAAAGACACAGCAGGACUUGGAGGCAGUUUUACCAGCCCCAAGGUACCUUGGGCUGGGGGUGCUGCGCUAUGCAGAGUGGGUCCCCCAGUGGUCAAGGAACAGAGAAAGGCAGGCAAUGUAUCUGGAGGCAUCGAGAAACCUGCUGAAGACCUUCUUCCCUCACUGGACCCCUGAGGAGGUGGAGAAGUGGUCACAGGUGGACUUCGAGGCAACAGCCCAGUCAGUAAUGGUGGAAACUCUACGGGAGGUCAAAAGGUUAAGGCCCAAAGCAUUAUGGGGCGUCUCCCCUUACCCCAGCUGCUACAACGGUGAUCCUGCCCAAACCAUAUUAGCCAAUUUCACCGGCCAGUGCCCUGCUACGGAGAUGGCUCUUAAUGACGAGCUUCUGUGGCUUUGGAAACGAUGUUCGGCCCUCUACCCUCUCCUCACCCUGGAGAAGCUGCAGAGUGGGACCUCAGGAGCCAGGCUUUAUUUGUCCAGUCAAAUCAGAGAAUCACUUCGAGUAUCAUCUCUGACUGGGACUGCAUUUGAUCUUCCUGUAUUCCCAUUGGUCAAGAGUGUCUAUGCCUCAACAAACACUUUCCUGUCACAGUCAGACCUGGUCAGCACCAUAGGAGAAAGUGCUGCCAUGGGAACAGCUGGAGUUGUCAUCUGGGAGAGAAGUGAGACUAAGACAGAGAGAGAGUGUCAGGACCUGGCAGAGUUUGUCCGUAAGGUCCUGGGACCCUACUCCAUCAACGUAACCACGGCAACUCGACUCUGCUCAGCCUCUUUGUGCCAGGGAAAGGGCAGAUGCAUCCGCCAAAAUUCAGAAAGCUCUGCAUACCUCCACCUCCCACCCCCAUCCGAAUUAGUGGAGAAGGUGACUGAGAAGGCAGAGGCAGCAAAACCCACAGAUCAGCCAGACACAAACACUAAACCCGCUGAUCCAGACCCAGCUGAGAUCUGGAAGAAGGACUUCCAGUGCCAGUGGUACAAGACUGCAGAUGGGGACGUCUCGGACCAGCAGUCCCCCCAAGAUGGAGCGUCAGUUGUGGGUACAGUAAAAGAGAAUGCUGGAGAUGUAAUGGGGACUAUAACCACUUCAGCCAUAGCUUCUACAACAGCUUUUAGAACAAAAGGGGCCUCUGUGAUUGAGUUGAGAGGAAGCAGUUCACCUGGUACUGGAAGUCCAUCGCCUUCACUGGAAGUAACUACAGAUGGUGGAACAAAGCCAUGGAGUACCCCAAACCUGACUGUUCUGCUGUUGCUGGUGGCUGUAAGUGUAUGCUUGGAACAUUAAAAUGUGGAUAAACCAGCCUCACCUGAAAGGUCUGGGCUAUAACUGCAAUAUGAGCCCUCCUGAAGUGCCCUUGAGCAAGACACUAAAUCUCUGCUAGCUGCAGGUGUGCUGCUUUGUAGA